AUGGGACAAAUCAAUUAUGCGCCUCUGCCAAUGAAAUUGAACCGCGAUGAUAUCAUAGGUUCCUGAAUUGUAACUUUCCCGAUUCAAACCCUAACCCUAAUCCUACGCGCCUAAAAUGGAUCCUCCGACCAAGAUCGAAGACCCUCGAGCUGACGCCAAUGGCGACAACAACCACGUUUCCAAGAAGCCGAAGCUUUCCUUCAUAUCUGAACCCGAAAUUCGGCAAGAGUUUGCCCAUCACAAGCCUGGCAUCGCCCGUAUAAAUAACGGCAGCUUUGGAAGCUGCCCAGCCUCCAUCAUCGCUUCCCAGAAGCGAUGGCAGCUCCGCUUUCUCCAGCAGCCUGACGACUUCUUUUUCAAUCAUCUGCAGCGGCAAAUCCUCCAUUCCCGCACCAUUAUCAAGGACCUCAUCAAUGCCGACCAUGUGGACGAGGUGUCUAUUGUCGACAAUGCCACAACUGCCGCAGCCAUUGUCCUUCAGAACGUUGGCUGGGCCUUUGCUGACGGCCGCUUCCAAAAGGGUGAUGCUGUUGUCAUGCUCCACUGUGCCUUCCAGGCCGUCAAGAAGUCUAUUGAGGCUUAUGUUACUCGGGCAGGGGGGUCUGUCAUCGUGGUUCACUUGCCGUUUCCUGUGAAUUCCAAUGAAGAAAUCAUUGCUGAGUUUCGGAAAGGGUUGGCCAGAGGUAAGGCCAAUGGUAAAAAAGUUAGGCUAGCCAUAAUUGAUCAUAUAACAUCCAUGCCCUGUGUUGUGAUUCCUGCUCGUGAGUUGGUUAAGAUUUGUAGAGAAGAAGGCGUGGAGCGUGUGUUUGUAGAUGCGGCUCAUGCUAUUGGUAGUAUUCAUGUAGAUGUUAAGGAAAUUGGAGCAGACUUUUAUGUGAGUAAUUUGCAUAAAUGGUUUUUUUGUCCACCUUCUGUGGCUUUUUUGUACUGUCGUAAAUCACCUUUAUCACCUGACUUGCACCAUCCUGUGGUUUCACAUGAAUAUGGGAAUGGACUGGCCAUAGAGAGUGCGUGGAUUGGAACUCGUGACUAUAGCUCUCAGCUGGUUGUUCCUGAUGUUGUAGAAUUCAUUAAUAGGUUUGAAGGGGGUCUUGAGGGAAUUCAGAAGAGGAACCAUGAUGCAGUUGUGGAAAUGGGAACAAUGUUGGCUAAGGCUUGGGGAACAAAUCUUGGUUCCCCUCCAGAGAUGUGUCCGAGCAUGGUGAUGAUUGGUUUACCUUCGAGAUUGGAAGUCUUGAGUGACGAUGAUGCAUUGAAGUUGAGAACACAUUUGCGAGAUCAUUUUGGGUUGGAAGUCCCCAUACAUUUCCAGAUGACAAGAGAUGGAGAGAUCAGAGCUGCUGAUGGGGAUGGCUGUAUAACAGGUUAUGUUCGGAUUUCUCAUCAAGUGUACAAUACACUUGAUGAUUAUGUCAGGCUAAGAGAUGCAAUUAAUCAACUUCUCAGUGAUGGAGCGGUGUGCAAGAUGCUUUGAAGAGAGUGAAGAGGUACAUAUCCGUAUCAUGAACAUGGCACUUGCAAAUAUUUGCCGAUGUCCAUGACUUUGCCCUGAAUCUGAAUGAUGGAAUCUUAGAGGAAACCAAACGGCCAAACGAAGAUCAUAGUUUGUACUCCUCACUGGAAACCUUUGAGGGCUGUGUCAUUGCUAAACGACUAAAAAGCUGACAUAGCUGUGUAUGAGCAUUGUUAUAUUUCUGUUGGGUUGUGACAAUAAAUUUGUAGUGUUGGUGGCUUUUAUCCUUGAAAAUUGAGAAGCAAAAUACUCUUGGAUUGCAAUAUGCUUUCUUGAAGUUAAUUGUAGGAUUCAUCGAUCCCGUUUCACUGGAUCAGUUUUUGAGCUUUUAGCUUGUAGAUGCCUUUGAAACCUUUUUGCAUUCGGUGAUGCUAUUGUAAAUAUGAGCAUUUACUUUCUGAUAUAUGACGACGGCUUACUGACUCCUACUCAAUGUAUUUAUCUUCUUAGAAUAAAUGGAGUUACGGGAUA
Molecule: messenger RNA, 1984 nt
Organism: Olea europaea var. sylvestris
Lineage: Eukaryota; Viridiplantae; Streptophyta; Magnoliopsida; Lamiales; Oleaceae
Product: L-cysteine desulfhydrase
Exons: 2
Coding region: 116-1474 (452 amino acids)
Source: RefSeq, a predicted model, not a curated record